This is a messenger RNA of Ceratitis capitata (Mediterranean fruit fly), 2132 nucleotides long. RefSeq names its product Docking protein 2 (gene Dok). The transcript is spliced from 2 exons. Gene Ontology annotation, biological process: cell surface receptor protein tyrosine kinase signaling pathway; positive regulation of MAPK cascade. Bases 73 to 1944 code for a protein of 623 amino acids. NCBI's taxonomy places the organism in Eukaryota, Metazoa, Arthropoda, Insecta, Diptera, Tephritidae. Gene Ontology annotation, cellular component: cytoplasm. The record is from RefSeq and is a predicted model, not a curated record.
UUUUGAUUUACUUAAAAGUUAAUUAGCCAUAUAUAAAUGAAAUAUAUUUUAGAUUGUGUUCAUAUGUAAAUUAUGAAUAAAAUAAUGGACACCGAAGUUCCUGUUCUUGCCGGAUACCUUAAUGUGCCAAUGCAAUCAAGCUUUUCUUUAAACCGAAUUUCUAAGAAGAAAAACUGCCACAGAUAUUGCUUGCUUUUCAAUUCAAGCCAACAUGGUAUUGAGCGACUUGAAAUUUGUGAAUCUAAGGACGACAAAAAUCCUAAAAUAGUAACACUUGAAAAUUGUGUCAAGAUAACGCAAGAGCCACCACCAGCAAAUAUCAUACAAGUAAUAAAGAAAACUGAAUCCUUGACAUUAAAUACUUUGACAGAGGAAGAUUUAAAGGAAUGGACAAAUGCAUUACAAAUGGUCGCAUUCCGCAAUAAAAGCAGUAUGCAUACAGCUCAAGCUGCAAUAGAGGAAGAUAAUGAUUUAUAUUGCAGUUCUUUUGGGGAUGGGUUAUUUAUUAUAACACUGAUACCUUCAGAAACUUCCAUCCGUUGUAAUCUAGAAUCCAAGUCUUACAUUCUGCACCUUACUGCGACUGAACUCCAGUUGAAAAGCACUGAUGAUCUUAAUGAAAUAAUAGCAAGAUGGCCUUAUCGUUUUAUUCGUAAAUACGGAUACCGUGAUGGAAAAUUUACUUUCGAAGCCGGUAGAAAAUGCUGCACUGGAGAAGGUAUAUUUACACUAGAUCAUACCAAUCCCCAAGAAAUUUUUCGAUGCAUGGCUGCUAAAAUGAAAUCUAUGAAGAAGUUAAUAAAUUGUGACAAUUUAAAUAAUGAUGUCAGCGAAAAUCAAUGGAUCAUAGCUGCAAAUAUGGAGGCUGGUUCUCGAAGCCCUUUAGCACCCAACAAUCAACAAUGCUUAAGUAUUGAAAAUAAUUCCCAAAGUGGUGUCUCUUACAGGGAGUUUACAACUUCAAGUGAUUCUCUUAACAGCUGUUUUGUUAAUAACAAUUCCAUGCCGAUAUUACUCCCUCCAAUUAUAAAGCAAGUUCCGAAUAAACCUCCUCGGAAACUACAAUCAGCAUUCCCUUCCUCUACAAACUCCAAUAAAUCUCUGCUCCAUGGGUCAAAUCUAAACUUUCAAACAAAUUCUGAUAAAUUAUGUAAAUAUCAAAAUUACGAUGCGGUUUCAAUUACUACAUCAAGUGAUCCCAACAAAACCAUUGGUUCUACUCUUGUAAUAAAGCCUUUUUCUCCUGAGUGUGCCAGAAAACAAAAUCUGCAACAGCACAAAGAAAAUAACUCAGUGUCAGGAGCUGAAAGAGAUUAUGAAAGCAUAGAAACUGUAACGGAUGCUUGGAAAACUCUUGGAAUAGAUGAAGUGAAACACACUGAGCGUAUUUUAGGGGAUCACAACGAAGAAAGUUUUAUAGAACCAAGUUGGCAACGUGCUGUCAGUGGAACUCAGCAACGAUCACUAAAAGAAACAUUUUUGCAUUCUAAAGUACCAAGAGUAAUAGACAUCGAUAUCGGAGAAGGAGGAGGAGGGAGUGCAACAUGCAAUAAUGCAAGAAAUAUUGAUGACACUUAUGAUCGUCUUGAUUUUAUGUCGCCAAACAACAACACAUCGAGUGGUUAUAAUACCAUUGUAUCUGUUGUAUCACCAGCUCGUAAACGUUGCGACUCGCCAUCGCUUAGUGAUUAUGAACUUAUUGGAAAUCCUGAAAUUCAAUUUUCUAAGAAGCCCGAUACCGACGGCGGCGGCAGCAUUCGAAACCUGCAAACUAAUGUUUUACCAUGUCAAUCUUCCCUUGCGCUAAAGUGCAACAUAGUCGGAUCAAAAUAUUUCGAUUCAGCCGUUGGCCAGCAAAUGUUUGCGGGUGCAAAUUUAACACCUUCUCAUGAAAAUUAUAGUGGUAUAAACUAUACUAUAGUUAGUAAACCCAAAAGAGUUUGAUACUGAAAUUUUGCGUAAAGAAAUCCCCUUUCAAAAACUGUGAUUGUCGUAUUUGAACUAGAUUUGUCUUAUUCGAUCGAUUUACAAAGCGAAUGCUGUAAGUCCAUAAAUUUGUACAUGCGCCAUAUAAUAAAUAUGCCUAUUUUGCAUACAUAUUUAAUAUAAAGUUAAUAAAAAUUUGUAUGAAA